Messenger RNA from Hevea brasiliensis (rubber tree), 963 nucleotides. Its product is annotated as mitochondrial uncoupling protein 5-like. NCBI's taxonomy places the organism in Eukaryota, Viridiplantae, Streptophyta, Magnoliopsida, Malpighiales, Euphorbiaceae. Bases 343 to 861 code for a protein of 172 amino acids. Gene Ontology annotation, biological process: malate transmembrane transport; phosphate ion transmembrane transport; succinate transmembrane transport. The transcript has a single exon. The record is from RefSeq and is a predicted model, not a curated record. Gene Ontology annotation, molecular function: malate transmembrane transporter activity; thiosulfate transmembrane transporter activity; succinate transmembrane transporter activity.
AUCUCAUGCAAAUAGGUGGGAUUGUCUCCAUUGUUGCUGCUACUCCACCCAUCCUCUCGAUCUGAUCUAAGGUUUGUAUGCAGCUCCGGGGUGAGAACUUGCUUAUCCCUCACCACCAAAUCCAAAACCGCUGUCCUGCUUUCGCCUUUAAUCCCUUUGCUUCUGCUGCCAUCAUUCCUCCCAAGUCCCAAGUCUAUCCAUGUCCCCUCCCCGUCCCCCUCAUUGCCCCGUGUUGACUCAGUCUUUGUCGGGAUUCGCAUUGUCCAUGCCGAAGGUGUUGCCGCAUUGUUCUCUAGUGUUUCCACCAUCGUUCUCCAUCAGACACUCUACCCCACCACUCGCAUGGGCCUCUAUGAUGUCGUCAAAAAAGAUGGACCAAAUCCAGAUACCGGAAGCAUGCCGCUGGUGAGCAAGAUGCCCGCUAGAUUAAUCACCGGAGGAAUCGGUGCGGCCGUCAGUAACACAGACGAUGUGGCAAUGGUGAGGAUGCAAGCUGGAGGGCGGUUUCCUUUAGCUCAGCGGUGCAUCUAUAAUGGCGUGAUAGAUGCAUUAACGCGAAUGUCGAAGCGGGAAGGAAUCGCCAGCUUAUGGCGCGGCUCAUCCCUGAAGAUGAAUCGUGUGAUGAUCAUGACGGCAUCUCAACUGGCGUUGUAUGACGAGAUCGAAGAGGAGAUUUUGGAGAAGGGCGUGCUAAGGGACGAGCUAAGGAUGCAAGUGACGGCGGGCUUCACGGCAGGAUUUGUGGCGGCGGUAGUGUCAAAUCCGAUAGAUGUGACAAAGACAAGGGUGAUGAACAUAAAAGUGGAGGCAAGAAAGGCCACGCCGUACAAUGGUGUGAUUGAUUGCUCAAUAAGACAGUGAGAGCUGAAGGAGUUAUGGUGGGUUUACUAUUUAUGCCUACGAUUUUCAAGGCAGGGUUGUGGUCCUUUUUGCGACGCUUUAACAAGUUAGGAAUUUGCUCAA